AUGAGAAAAAAUGAUAUUGCCACAAAUGUCCUAUGGGUGUGUUCACAAGAUAUGCAGUUUAUCUAUAUUUUACCGGGAUGGGAGGGAUCAACUGCAGAUGGUAGAGUGCUUCGAGAUGCCCUACUUAGGCCACAUGGGUUGAAGGUCCCAAGGUCGGGUGUCAUAGAAAAAAUUAGAAACUAUCACAAAUGGACAAUUAUUGAAGAUGCCAAGCUCGUGGAAGCAUUGGUAAAUAUGGUGAACAUGGGAGGAUUUAAAGCGGAUAAUGGUUUUAAAUCUGGAUAUUUACUGCAUCUAGAAAACGCAUUGAAGGAAAAAAUUUCUAACUCUGACAUAUUGGGUAAACCCCACAUUAAGUCAAGGAUCAAAACCAUGAAAAAAGAUUGGUACGUUGUUUAUGAUAUGGUGAAUGGUACAAACACAAGUGGUUUUGGUUAUGAUAGCUCAACUCAUUCUAUAACAGCUAAACCAUCAGUUUGGAAUUCUUACAUGCAGGUUCAUAAAAAGGAAGGAAAAUGGAGAAAUAAGAUAUUUCCUCGUUACAAGGAUUUAUGUAUCAUUUUUUGUAAGGAUAGAGCACAAGGGAAUAAUGCCAAUGAUUUUCCCCAAAUGGAAGAAUAUGCAAACAAUGAAGAGCAAUCUGAACAAAUAGAAGAUGUUAACGUCCUUGGAGAAAAACUUGAAAAAGCAGGAAAUAACAUGAAUCAAGCAAUACUAGGAGAAACAGAAGUACAAAAAACAGAUUCGAUGGUGAUUCCUGAAAUUUCAAAAAUGCAGUCUUUGAGUGCCUUUGAUAGGUUCAAAGCAAGUAGGAAAAUAAUGUGUGAUCCAGAAACCGUGUUAAGUUUUUGGAAUUUGGAAGGAGAAGAUCGGGAGGAUUUUGUGAGGUUCAUGUUGGAAGAGUGA
Molecule: messenger RNA, 906 nt
Organism: Lactuca saligna
Lineage: Eukaryota; Viridiplantae; Streptophyta; Magnoliopsida; Asterales; Asteraceae
Source: the annotation of a GenBank genome assembly